Protopterus annectens (West African lungfish) is the source of this 3598-nucleotide messenger RNA. It is a transcript of the gene NOXO1, whose product is annotated as NADPH oxidase organizer 1. The record is from RefSeq and is a predicted model, not a curated record. The transcript has 8 exons. Lineage: Eukaryota; Metazoa; Chordata; Ceratodontiformes; Protopteridae. Bases 72 to 1532 code for a protein of 486 amino acids. Gene Ontology annotation, molecular function: superoxide-generating NADPH oxidase activator activity; phosphatidylinositol binding; protein binding. Gene Ontology annotation, biological process: superoxide anion generation.
ACUCAUUCAAGGAUUUGCUGGUUCUAAGGUCUGCAUACUGGGAUAGUGAUUCAGAAGCGCACUUUGUCAACAUGCUGGAGAACCGACACCCCCUGCAUGUGAAGCUCAUUGGGCUCAUCAGACACAAGAAGUGCAAGACCUACCUGUUAUCUGUUCUGUGGUCUGAUGGAAAUGAAAUCAUUGUGUACAGAAGAUUUUGUGAUUUUCGAAAGCUACAGAAAGCACUCCAGAAGAAAUUUGCUGCAGCUUCAAGGCUUAAGAAGUCAGAAGAAAUUCUUCCCAGACUUAAAGAUGCCCCUCUAAAAUUCAUCCGAAAUAGGGAAGAAAGCAGAUGCAUGCGAAGGCUGAUAUUAUUAGAGAAGUACUGCACGGAACUUUUAGAUAAAGAAGACAUCUCACAGUGCGACCAUCUGAUUCAGUUCUUUUUGCCUCAGGCUAAUGAUCUAGAACCUUCAUUCCCUAAAAACAGUUUCAUCAUCUUGCCAUCUAUGGUGGAACCAGAGGAUAAUGAAGUAAUGAAAAAAAGAGAUAGCGUUUCAUCCAUUACGCAGCCAUUAGUUUCUGAAACAUACAUCUGCAAAGAUUCGUAUGACGCAAAGGAUGUUAAGAACAGGCCAUUUAAAGUGAAUAAAAAUGAUCGUUUGGGUGUAUUGAUUAAAGAUCCAUCUGGUUGGUGGUUAGUAGAAAAUGAAGAGAAGCGCAUAUCUUGGUUUCCUGCUCCCUACCUGGAGAAAUGUACUGCAGAAGAAGAAGAAGAUGAAGAAAAUGAAGAUCCGCAUGAUGUUUUCCUAUACUAUGCUGUCAGAGGUUAUGAAGCCAAAGAGAGUGAUGAAGUUUCCCUAAACAUUGGAGCAGUUGUUGAAGCUCUUCAGAAAUCAGACGACGGCUGGUGGCUAAUCAGGUACAAUGGAAAAGUUGGCUAUGCACCAUCGAUGUAUCUCCAAGUCUACCGUAAUCCUCACAUGAAGUUCCAGAUAUUACAGCAUAAGGAAAUGUAUGCAUCAACCCCUAACCUAACCAGUGCCAGAAAUAGUGUGCAGAUAGACUCAUUUCCUCUGAAACAGCUGCGUAAAAUUUCAUCAGAUGAUCAAAGCAGCACAGCAAACACCAACAGCAAAAAUCUGACAAACCUGUCAAGGCAAAGAUCAAAAUCUUUGGGUUCUUUUCUAGGCACAUGUGAAAUGCAUGUACAGGACUUCCAAUCAAAUAAAACAAGCCCUGAGAAUCUUAGUUUAAGUUCAGACAGCACUAAUUCAAGUAGUUUCAGCACGUCAGAAGCAGGAAGCCCAGAAAAUUUACUCUGUGUACGUUUUAGUGACUUUGAGGAUGAGAUACAAAAACAUAACAGCUCUAAGAUGAAUUCAAGUGAUACCACACUUCAAGUACUGUCAUCAGCUGACAGUUCUGAUUCACAAACUGAUUCCACUUUUCUUUGCCAGAAAACACCACCUAUACCCCCACGACCCGCUAUACAGGAAAUACUGAAAACAUGUACUAUGAUCACAAGACAAGCUGCCCAAAAGAAUAUGUAAUGUAAAAACUCUUCAUUAUGCAUUAUAUGCUAAUUUAAUGUAAAAAGUAAAAACUCUUCAUGUUGUAUUAUGUGCCUAAGUAACUAGGGAGGCACUGGUCUCAGACUGCAUCUCCAUCUUUUCAACCUAAACAAAAAUGUGAAAUAUUUGAAUUUCAUUAUUAACAGUUUUUACAAGCACUGUGGUACAACUUAAAUUUAUGUACACUGCUGCUGGUAGGAGAACUUUACAAUUACAUCACUGAAUGUGGCAAGGCUAUAUAAAUAUGGCCAUUCUUAAGUUUUAUGGUAAGGAAUUAAUUUCAUCAAGUAAGAAUGUGAAAAUGUAGAUGUUCUAGAUCAGCUACAUUAACUAGGAUUUUUAUUACCAAACUGCACAUAGAUAGCAUUCCAACUAUUCACAGUGAUGAUCCGUGAACAAUGAAGCCUAGCAAACUACAUCCAUGAUACAAUCAGAACUUAACAUUUUAAUAUAGCCUGGUCAUUGAAUGCUUAGACUUCCUAGAAAUAUACAAGUACAGUUUGAUUUUUAUAUGUGACGACAACACUACUGCUGUGUAUCUGUUAUUGUGUUUUUUCACCUUUGUUUGGUGUGACUUUGGAGUAAAUCCUAGCUUCAUCUGCAUUCCUGCUGAACAGCUAUUUACAUUUUUAGUGCAUGGCUAUCUAAGUAGUUUUACUUGUAACUGCCCACUCUGAAAAUACCCUGGCUAGUGAUUAAAUAUAGACAGGUGCAUAUAUUUGUGAGACUGAUGCAUUCUUCUGGAAGUCACAUAUGCAGUUUGUGUUUCUCUUACUUUGUAAUUGUGUAGUUUGUUUUUGGGCCUGAUAUCGUUGUAGGCACACAACUAUAAACAACCCAUUUUUACUUACAUUCAGUCAUCAAGCCACAUACAGGGCUCAUUGUGUCUUUUGAGUAGUUGGUAACCUUUGCCCCAACAUACCUGUAUCUUUGGCAUUUUAUGCAAUUGAAUACGUAACCUUAUACACAGCCAAAGUUGUCACACACUGUAUACUGUAUCAAAGCACCUGUACUGAAGAAAGACUGCACCCUGACACACAGCAUCUGCAAAACAUCCUGCAGCAUUUUUUAGUAAUGUGACACAAUGUGAUAGUACAUUUUGCUCCCAUUUCCUGGUGGCAUUCAAGAUUUCAGUGUGCUGAGUUAGUAGACAUUAAGGGCCUUUCUCAGCAUCUGUAUUUCAUCAUUACCUGUUACCACCGCUGUACUACAGGGAAGGUUUGCAAACUGAUAUAACAUGACAGCUUCAUAACUUAAGCUCAGAAAGAAGCCUAAAGUUGUUAAAUAUUUUCUACUACAUACAGAGUUAGCACAGACAUUGUGUAAACAUCACAUUCAGGAAAAUUCCCACCUGAUUUUAAGAAUGCUAGGGUUUCUUGUUCAUUACUAUAAGGUAGUUCCUUUGGUCACCACAAAAGUGCUUCUUCUGAAAAUACUGUUACAGUUUUAUUUAUUUUCUUUAAUAGGCAAUUACAAAUUAUUUUUUCGUAACAGACUAUAACGCCUCAUUAAUAUUUAUUCAUACUUAGUUUUCAAACAAAGUUGUAAACACUCUAGAGAAAGUAUGGCCAUGGAAGAAUUGUAAAUGGUCUAAGGAAGGGAAUAUGUGUAUCACAAUGUUUUUUGUUUGUGUAAACAUAAUAGGAUUUGGCAGGAGAUGAUUUGCUGAUUUUAAAUGUCACAAUCUGUUAGUGUUACACAUAGCUGAUGUUCAUAUAAUUUUAGAAACAUUUAAGAGGCCUUUUAGUACAAUCAUUCAUGCUGCAGCAUUCAAAUAUUUAGUUAUCUUUCUGUGUUCAGCUGCCUUUUUUAUUUAUUUACUAGUGCUGAGUAUAUUGUAUAAAUACUUGUAUGAAGGACUACUUACUUGAAGGUUAUCUCUAUAAUGUCUGCAGACUUGAAAAGUAUUUUAUUUAAUUGAACUUUUUGUUUGAAAGGUUGCAGUGAAUAUAUUUAAAUUAUACAUAGUGUGUGAGUUUAUCUAUUUUAUUUAUACAAUGUAGAUUUUUUAUGUUUUUGUAUUUUUUUAAAUAAAAUUGUACAAA